ACGACAAAUCAUGUCACUUAUACUUCUCAAAAUCUCAAUAUUAAUGUGUGGAUUAUGUUUCAGACUUCAUGCUUCCUCACUUGAUUGUAAUAAGCAGCCUUACCAGCGAGGAUCAGAUGUGACUUUGCGAUGUGAUGUCCCUCUCCUGUCUGAAACUUCAACAUUACAGUGGAUUAAAGACAGCGGACAAACCUCCAACACAACUCUUGUGUACAACAACUCUGCUUACAUCAUCUUACACAAUGUUGAUGAACACAGUGAAGGAAAAUAUUACUGCAGAAUAAUGCAAAAUAGCCGUGUAGAAACUGUUAUGAAUCACACAGUUUGUGUCACUCAAUAUUCAGAAUCAAAAAAGCUUGUAAUUUACAGACAAAGCUCGAGUUAUAGUGAUUUAUUACUGAUCUGCAAGUCUAAAAAGGUAUACUACAGCCAUAUGUGGGUCUGGGAAACAAAGACUACAAAAGAUGUUAUAAUAUCUGUAAAAAAGGGAGGACAAGUUCAAGUUAAUGGAACAAUUAAACCAGGAAAUAAAACCUCUGCCACAUUCAAUAGUCAAAUUUUCAUCCUUCACCUCUCACCUGUGGAGUUUAAUUAUAAUGGGACUUACAAGUGUAUUCCAAAUUAUAACAACAGCCACCACCUAUACACAACCACAACUCUACACACCAUCAGAGUCUCUGCAGAGCCCCCUGGUGGUGUGUUGAUGAAUGAGUCUGUUGUUCUUACCUGUGAGGUGUCUGAUGUAACUGAUUCAGUGAUGCUCGCCUGGCUCAGGAUGCAUGGGGACAGAGGAGUGCUGUUCAAACAACGCAUUCUGAAUGAGAAAAACUUAAAGAAACGCCUCACUGUGAAUGUGAACAGCAUUCAGUCAGACAUGCAGCAUUGGCAGUGUGCAGUAUUUACUGAGAACAAACUAAAAGCUUUGGCUCCUAUAACAAUCAGUCUGCUCUCAAAUUAUCAAGGUACAUCAGUAAGAAACAUCCACUUCAACAUAUCAAUGUAAAUAACUUCAAUUGACAAAUUAGCUCUAUGUUUUUGUAGUACCUAGCAAACAUGCAAAGAGUAUAGUGAUCACUGCUGUUACUCUCUUUGCUGGGAUUCUGCUGGGAGUUCUGGUGUAUUACUGGUACAGAAAACAAAUGUCAGGUGUGAGUGCUGAUGGGAGAACCACCACAAUAUACCAUGAGCCUGAAGAGUCUGAACCAGUCUAUGUCAAUCUCAGGAGCACCAGGAAUGACGGAGUAAGAAGUGAUAGAAGACAGGGAACCAGAAAUAAUAGACCAGAAAUUCAUUCUCAUUUACCAAGAAACAAUUAUGCAGGACAAUCGAACAUAGUUAGAAGAGAUGAGACCCCAGUUACACCAGAGAGCAUCACCUAUGCAGCCAUAUAUUUUAAGGAACCCAGAUUAAAGACUUCACCUUAUGUAAAUAAGCCUAAAUUCCCUGCACAUUAAUAAAAACCUAUUUAACAUUUUAUAAAAAGAGAGGGAUUUUUCCACGUUUUAUCUAUUGGACAGCAGAUGGCAAUGUCUUAUCACAAAAACAAUUCCUGGGGAAUAGUUUGAGAAAGGAAAUGCUCCUCAUUGCCAUGGUUUCGGUAAUCUACCACACAAAUAAUCUGUUCAUCUAAUACUGGAUAACAGGAUAUAACUAUUUAAACCAUUCUUAUAAUUUUGCAGUUGUUAAAUAUUAAAGCUAGUGUAUGUUUGUUGUAUGUAUGAUUGUGAAAUGACCAUUUGAUGGCACUGUUUAAAAACAUACUUGAGAUAUAUAUUUUUAAAAGUGUAAGUAAAAAUGCUAAUGCAUUAACACAUGCUCACUCACUUUCUUUCUGUCCAUGUCUG
Molecule: messenger RNA, 1844 nt
Organism: Misgurnus anguillicaudatus (oriental weatherfish)
Lineage: Eukaryota; Metazoa; Chordata; Actinopteri; Cypriniformes; Cobitidae
Source: RefSeq, a predicted model, not a curated record